UCCCAAAACCAGAGGGAAACAUUGAAAACCCAGAAAAAAUGAGUUAAACAAGAAGAGGCUGCAAUGUAUCAGAGGAUUAAUAUAUUAUUUAUGGGUAGGAGAAAUGAUGAUGAUCAUGAUGAUGAAUAGCUGCUGCACUACUGGUACUAGUGCUACUACAUUCACUGCGCUCCUUGCAGCAACAACCACCACCACCAGCUGCUGCCUUCGCCGCCGCGAAAGCAAAACUACUACUGCUGCUAAUAGUAAAUCUAUAUUUUUCAUCUCCAAGUACUCCAAGCCUUUUAGUACUGCGUCUUCCUCCCAAGAUUCACACCAUGUCCACCACCCUUUUUUACUGCGCGUAACAAAUGAUCAGGGUGGGACUGAAUUGUCCUCCUCCUCUGACUCUGAUAAAGAAUAUCUAAGAUCAGAGGCUGAUAGAAUUGUGGAUGGCUUGAACUUUGGGGAGCUUUGCGACGAGUUUGAGUGCAUUAGCAGCCCCUUGGUGGAGGCCACUGCUCGACAGCUUGUCCGAGACAUCCUUGAGCUUCGGGAAGGCAAUCGCGCCCUUGGAACCUUUGCUCUUUCGGUUCAAUACAAGGACCCCGUCAGAAGUUUUAGUGGUCGUGACAAGUACAAGAGACCACUAUGGAUAACCACUGCACUAGAGAAGCCUUCUGUGAGUGUUCAAGACAUGAGCAUGUUAUCGACCAGUGUGCUUAGUAUAAAAUGGACAAUCAAAGGCAAGCCCAAGAACAUACUAGGAGGAGAUUUGAUUCUAAAAAUCAACUCCCAAUUCACUCUGAAUCAGAUCAGUGGCCAAGUGACUCGACAUGAAGAGUUUUGGGAUUUAUCAGCUUCUUCAUUCAUUUCGCAAGCCUAUUUCUGGACCUCGCGUCGUCUGUUUGCAACAAUUGAGGGUGGAAAAGACUUGACUGAUGCAGUUAAAAGUCUUUCCAGCCGCUUCCCAACAGAAAAACAGAACAUGGACAUUUUUCCAGACCCUUAUGGUGAUCCAACUAAGUUCUUUCAAAGGGACGACGGUUUCCAAAGAGAUGUGUAUCAAAUUGCUCUGUUCCUGGCACUUGUUUAUUUUGUUGUACAACUUUUGAGAACAACCUUAUAAGUAUUACUUGUUCUAUAUAUCAAUCUUCUUGUAUAAAUACUGUAUCAUAAUCAGCAAUAUAUCACAUCUGAGAUCGAAAUCAAAGUA
This is a messenger RNA of Rosa chinensis, 1195 nucleotides long. RefSeq lists its product as uncharacterized. Gene Ontology annotation, cellular component: chloroplast. NCBI's taxonomy places the organism in Eukaryota, Viridiplantae, Streptophyta, Magnoliopsida, Rosales, Rosaceae. The transcript has 5 exons. The coding region runs from base 104 to 1108 and encodes 334 amino acids. The record is from RefSeq and is a predicted model, not a curated record.